This is a messenger RNA of Dendronephthya gigantea, 636 nucleotides long. RefSeq lists its product as uncharacterized. Lineage: Eukaryota; Metazoa; Cnidaria; Anthozoa; Malacalcyonacea; Nephtheidae. The transcript is spliced from 4 exons. The record is from RefSeq and is a predicted model, not a curated record. Bases 70 to 636 code for a protein of 188 amino acids.
CUGAGGAUAGAUAAACGUCUGGAGUCAUUGGAAAAACUCGCCAAAUCUUCGGAGAAUACAAUAGAAGAAAUGCGCAUUUCGUUGCAAAGUUUUCUGCCCGGGACAAAUCAGCGUUUUGAGAGGCCUGAGCUUUUGGAACCUUCUGCUCAUUCAACUGAAAAGGAAUUCAGUAGCCCAUUUAAUAAUUCCUCGACAUCGUUUCUCGAAGACACGUCAUCGACCGUGAAUUCAUCAGGCGAUCAUGAGCAAUUUCAGCUAUCAACGAUAGACAUAGAUGUUUUGAAGCGCUUGAUCGAUGACGCCGAUGUUCAUCCGGUCGAGGGCGAUCAAGAUAAAGCCACAAACAGUUCGCAACUUUCACCAAAGUCAGAUGCACCAAGCACAAGUCAAGUAUUGUCUGAUGAUAUUAUACGAAAAUUUGUCACACCGAGCAAGAAUAUCAAAAAAAUUAGCGAGGCGUUAGAAAAGAUCCCAGAGCCACGAAAGUGUGCAUUGAAAUUGCUACCUUUUUUUUUCUCCGACCGUGAGCUAAGUGAAUCCAACACUGAUGGGACGCAUGGUAAACCACCACUCGAUCCAGUUAAAUUGAAUUCAUUGAAAGUAUUGUUAUUCAUGCGCUUUAUCCAUGAAGAGUAA